Messenger RNA from Priceomyces carsonii, 1026 nucleotides. It is a transcript of the gene HEM2, whose product is annotated as porphobilinogen synthase. Lineage: Eukaryota; Fungi; Ascomycota; Pichiomycetes; Serinales; Debaryomycetaceae. Bases 1 to 1026 code for a protein of 341 amino acids. Gene Ontology annotation, cellular component: cytosol. Gene Ontology annotation, molecular function: zinc ion binding; porphobilinogen synthase activity. The transcript has a single exon. Gene Ontology annotation, biological process: heme biosynthetic process. The record is from RefSeq and is a predicted model, not a curated record.
AUGGUUCAUAAGGCAAGCUUCUUACCAGAGACUGGUACCGAGAUCACUUCAGUAUUACAAGGAGGUUAUAACCAUCCAUUAGCCAGAGAAUGGCAGUGUGAAAGACAAUUAUCAAAGAACAUGUUCAUCUUUCCGCUCUUUGUGACCGACGAUCCGGAAGAAGAAUCUGAUAUUCCUUCGCUUCCAAACAUCAAGAGGUAUGGCGUUAACAAACUCAUUCCUUAUGUGAAGACUCUAGUUGAUAAAGGAUUAAGGGCUGUGAUCUUAUUUGGCGUUCCUUUGAAAGAUGGUGUGAAGGACGAAGUAGGAACGGCAGCAGAUGAUCCGGAUGGACCUGUGAUCUUGGCAAUUAAGUCUCUCAAGAAGGCUUUCCCUGACUUGUUCAUAAUGUGUGACGUGUGUCUCUGUGAGUACACUUCACAUGGUCAUUGUGGGAUAUUAUACGAAGAUGGUUCCUUGAACAGAGAAAAAUCUGUGUUAAGAAUUGCAUCAGUAGCUGUUAACUACGCAAAGGCGGGUGCCAAUUCCGUAGCACCAUCAGAUAUGGUGGAUGGUAGGAUCCGAGAUAUUAAAAUUGGCCUAAUCAACGCUGGUAUUGCUCAUAAGUGUCUUGUGAUGUCCUAUGCGGCCAAGUUCAGUGGAUGCUUGUACGGACCUUUCAGAGAUGCCGCUGGGAGUACCCCAAGCCACGGAGACCGUAAGGCUUACCAGUUACCAUCUGGUGGAUCUGGAUUGGCACGCAGAGCUUUGAAGAGAGAUUUAGAAGAGGGCGCUGAUGCAGUGAUAGUCAAACCUUCUACAUUUUAUUUGGACAUUAUAAGUGAUGCUUCUAAGCUUUGUGAAGAUUAUCCAAUUUGUGGUUAUCAUGUUAGUGGUGAAUAUGCUAUGCUUCAUGCAGCAGCUGAGAAAGGCAUUGUUGAUUUGAAGGCCAUUGCGUUUGAGAGCCACCAAGGACUUCUUAGAGCAGGCGCCCGUCUUAUAAUAAGUUACUUCACCCCAGAAUUCUUAGAAUGGUUACAGAUUUGA